Pan troglodytes (chimpanzee) is the source of this 8556-nucleotide messenger RNA. RefSeq names its product sodium voltage-gated channel alpha subunit 1 (gene SCN1A). Gene Ontology annotation, molecular function: voltage-gated sodium channel activity. Gene Ontology annotation, cellular component: plasma membrane; voltage-gated sodium channel complex. The record is from RefSeq and is a predicted model, not a curated record. Lineage: Eukaryota; Metazoa; Chordata; Mammalia; Primates; Hominidae. Bases 444 to 6473 code for a protein of 2009 amino acids. The transcript has 28 exons. Gene Ontology annotation, biological process: neuronal action potential; sodium ion transmembrane transport; membrane depolarization during action potential.
UUAGGUACCAUAGAGCGAGGCGAGGAUGAAGCCGAGAGGAUACUGCAGAGGUCUCUGGUGCAUGUGUGUAUGUGUGCGUUUGUGUGUGUUUGUGUGUCUGUGUGUUCUGCCCCAGUGAGACUGCAGCCCUUGUAAAUACUUUGACACCUUUUGCAAGAAGGAAUCUAAACAAUUGCAACUGAAGGCACAUUGUUAUCAUCUCGUCUUUGGGUGAUGCUGUUCCUCACUGCAGAUGGAUAAUUUUCCUUUUAAUCAGGUUAUUUAUCCAUUCACCUACUGAAGGACAUCUUGGUUGCUUCCAGGUUUGGGCAAUUAUGAAUAAAGCUGCUGUAUACAUCCAUGUGCAGGAUUUUGUGUGGACAUAAGUUUUCAACUCCUCUGGUUAAAUCCUAAGGAAUUUCAUAUGCAGAAUAAAUGGUAAUUAAAAUGUGCAGGAUGACAAGAUGGAGCAAACAGUGCUUGUACCACCAGGACCUGACAGCUUCAACUUCUUCACCAGAGAAUCUCUUGCGGCUAUUGAAAGACGCAUUGCAGAAGAAAAGGCAAAGAAUCCCAAACCAGACAAAAAAGAUGACGACGAAAAUGGCCCAAAGCCAAAUAGUGACUUGGAAGCUGGAAAGAACCUUCCAUUUAUUUAUGGAGACAUUCCUCCAGAGAUGGUGUCAGAGCCCCUGGAGGACCUGGACCCCUACUAUAUCAAUAAGAAAACUUUUAUAGUAUUGAAUAAAGGGAAGGCCAUCUUCCGGUUCAGUGCCACCUCUGCCCUGUACAUUUUAACUCCCUUCAAUCCUCUUAGGAAAAUAGCUAUUAAGAUUUUGGUACAUUCAUUAUUCAGCAUGCUAAUUAUGUGCACUAUUUUGACAAACUGUGUGUUUAUGACAAUGAGUAACCCUCCUGAUUGGACAAAGAAUGUAGAAUACACCUUCACAGGAAUAUAUACUUUUGAAUCACUUAUAAAAAUUAUUGCAAGGGGAUUCUGUUUAGAAGAUUUUACUUUCCUUCGGGAUCCAUGGAACUGGCUCGAUUUCACUGUCAUUACAUUUGCGUACGUCACAGAGUUUGUGGACCUGGGCAAUGUCUCGGCAUUGAGAACAUUCAGAGUUCUCCGAGCAUUGAAGACUAUUUCAGUCAUUCCAGGCCUGAAAACCAUUGUGGGGGCCCUGAUCCAGUCUGUGAAGAAGCUCUCAGAUGUAAUGAUCCUGACUGUGUUCUGUCUGAGCGUAUUUGCUCUAAUUGGGCUGCAGCUGUUCAUGGGCAACCUGAGGAAUAAAUGUAUACAAUGGCCUCCCACCAAUGCUUCCUUGGAGGAACAUAGUAUAGAAAAGAAUAUAACUGUGAAUUAUAAUGGUACACUUAUAAAUGAAACUGUCUUUGAGUUUGACUGGAAGUCAUAUAUUCAAGAUUCAAGAUAUCAUUAUUUCCUGGAGGGUUUUUUAGAUGCACUACUAUGUGGAAAUAGCUCUGAUGCAGGCCAAUGUCCAGAGGGAUAUAUGUGUGUGAAAGCUGGUAGAAAUCCCAAUUAUGGCUACACAAGCUUUGAUACCUUCAGUUGGGCUUUUUUGUCCUUGUUUCGACUAAUGACUCAGGACUUCUGGGAAAAUCUUUAUCAACUGACAUUACGUGCUGCUGGGAAAACGUACAUGAUAUUUUUUGUGUUGGUCAUUUUCUUGGGCUCAUUCUACCUAAUAAAUUUGAUCCUGGCUGUGGUGGCCAUGGCCUAUGAGGAACAGAAUCAGGCCACCUUGGAAGAAGCAGAACAGAAAGAGGCCGAAUUUCAGCAGAUGAUCGAACAGCUUAAAAAGCAACAGGAGGCAGCUCAGCAGGCAGCAACGGCAACUGCCUCAGAACAUUCCAGAGAGCCCAGUGCAGCAGGCAGGCUCUCAGACAGCUCAUCUGAAGCCUCUAAGUUGAGUUCCAAGAGUGCUAAGGAAAGAAGAAAUCGGAGGAAGAAAAGAAAACAGAAAGAGCAGUCUGGUGGGGAAGAGAAAGAUGAGGAUGAAUUCCCAAAAUCUGAAUCUGAGGACAGCAUCAGGAGGAAAGGUUUUCGCUUCUCCAUUGAAGGGAACCGAUUGACAUAUGAAAAGAGGUACUCUUCCCCACACCAGUCUUUGUUGAGCAUCCGUGGCUCCCUAUUUUCACCAAGGCGAAAUAGCAGAACAAGCCUUUUCAGCUUUAGAGGGCGAGCAAAGGAUGUGGGAUCUGAGAACGACUUCGCAGAUGAUGAGCACAGCACCUUUGAGGAUAACGAGAGCCGUAGAGAUUCCUUGUUUGUGCCCCGACGACAUGGAGAGAGACGCAACAGCAACCUGAGUCAGACCAGUAGGUCAUCCCGGAUGCUGGCAGUGUUUCCAGCGAAUGGGAAGAUGCACAGCACUGUGGAUUGCAAUGGUGUGGUUUCCUUGGUUGGUGGACCUUCAGUUCCUACAUCGCCUGUUGGACAGCUUCUGCCAGAGGUGAUAAUAGAUAAGCCAGCUACUGAUGACAAUGGAACAACUACUGAAACUGAAAUGAGAAAGAGAAGGUCAAGUUCUUUCCACGUUUCCAUGGACUUUCUAGAAGAUCCUUCCCAAAGGCAACGAGCAAUGAGUAUAGCCAGCAUUCUAACAAAUACAGUAGAAGAACUUGAAGAAUCCAGGCAGAAAUGCCCACCCUGUUGGUAUAAAUUUUCCAACAUAUUCUUAAUCUGGGACUGUUCUCCAUAUUGGUUAAAAGUGAAACAUGUUGUCAACCUGGUCGUGAUGGACCCAUUUGUUGACCUGGCCAUCACCAUCUGUAUUGUCUUAAAUACUCUUUUCAUGGCCAUGGAGCACUAUCCAAUGACGGACCAUUUCAAUAAUGUGCUUACAGUAGGAAACUUGGUUUUCACUGGGAUCUUUACAGCAGAAAUGUUUCUGAAAAUUAUUGCCAUGGAUCCUUACUAUUAUUUCCAAGAAGGCUGGAAUAUCUUUGACGGUUUUAUUGUGACGCUUAGCCUGGUAGAACUUGGACUCGCCAAUGUGGAAGGAUUAUCUGUUCUCCGUUCAUUUCGAUUGCUGCGAGUUUUCAAGUUGGCAAAAUCUUGGCCAACGUUAAAUAUGCUAAUAAAGAUCAUCGGCAAUUCCGUGGGGGCUCUGGGAAAUUUAACUCUCGUCUUGGCCAUCAUCGUCUUCAUUUUUGCCGUGGUCGGCAUGCAGCUCUUUGGUAAAAGCUACAAAGAUUGUGUCUGCAAGAUCGCCAGUGAUUGUCAACUCCCACGCUGGCACAUGAAUGACUUCUUCCACUCCUUCCUGAUUGUGUUCCGCGUGCUGUGUGGGGAGUGGAUAGAGACCAUGUGGGACUGUAUGGAGGUUGCUGGUCAAGCCAUGUGCCUUACUGUCUUCAUGAUGGUCAUGGUGAUUGGAAACCUAGUGGUCCUGAAUCUCUUUCUGGCCUUGCUUCUGAGCUCAUUUAGUGCAGACAACCUUGCAGCCACUGAUGAUGAUAAUGAAAUGAAUAAUCUCCAAAUUGCUGUGGAUAGGAUGCACAAAGGAGUAGCUUAUGUGAAAAGAAAAAUAUAUGAAUUUAUUCAACAGUCCUUCAUUAGGAAACAAAAGAUUUUAGAUGAAAUUAAACCACUUGAUGAUCUAAACAACAAGAAAGACAGUUGUAUGUCCAAUCAUACAACAGAAAUUGGGAAAGAUCUUGACUAUCUUAAAGAUGUAAAUGGAACUACAAGUGGUAUAGGAACUGGCAGCAGUGUUGAAAAAUACAUUAUUGAUGAAAGUGAUUACAUGUCAUUCAUAAACAACCCCAGUCUUACUGUGACCGUACCAAUUGCUGUAGGAGAAUCUGACUUUGAAAAUUUAAACACGGAAGACUUUAGUAGUGAAUCGGAUCUGGAAGAAAGCAAAGAGAAACUGAAUGAAAGCAGUAGCUCAUCAGAAGGUAGCACUGUGGACAUCGGUGCACCUGCAGAAGAACAGCCCGUAGUGGAACCUGAAGAAACCCUUGAACCAGAAGCUUGUUUCACUGAAGGCUGUGUACAAAGAUUCAAGUGUUGUCAAAUCAAUGUGGAAGAAGGUAGAGGAAAACAAUGGUGGAACCUGAGAAGGACGUGUUUCCGAAUAGUUGAACAUAACUGGUUUGAGACCUUCAUUGUUUUCAUGAUUCUCCUUAGUAGUGGUGCUCUGGCAUUUGAAGAUAUAUAUAUUGAUCAGCGAAAGACGAUUAAGACGAUGUUGGAAUAUGCUGACAAGGUUUUCACUUACAUUUUCAUUCUGGAAAUGCUUCUAAAAUGGGUGGCAUAUGGCUAUCAAACAUAUUUCACCAAUGCCUGGUGUUGGCUGGACUUCUUAAUUGUUGAUGUUUCAUUGGUCAGUUUAACAGCAAAUGCCUUGGGUUACUCAGAACUUGGAGCCAUCAAAUCUCUCAGGACACUAAGAGCUCUGAGACCUCUAAGAGCCUUAUCUCGAUUUGAAGGGAUGAGGGUGGUUGUGAAUGCCCUUUUAGGAGCAAUUCCAUCCAUCAUGAAUGUGCUUCUGGUUUGUCUUAUAUUCUGGCUAAUUUUCAGCAUCAUGGGCGUAAAUUUGUUUGCUGGCAAAUUCUACCACUGUAUUAACACCACAACUGGUGACAGGUUUGACAUCGAAGACGUGAAUAAUCAUACUGAUUGCCUAAAACUAAUAGAAAGAAAUGAGACUGCUCGAUGGAAAAAUGUGAAAGUAAACUUUGAUAAUGUAGGAUUUGGGUAUCUCUCUUUGCUUCAAGUUGCCACAUUCAAAGGAUGGAUGGAUAUAAUGUAUGCAGCAGUUGAUUCCAGAAAUGUGGAACUCCAGCCUAAGUAUGAAGAAAGUCUGUACAUGUAUCUUUACUUUGUUAUUUUCAUCAUCUUUGGGUCCUUCUUCACCUUGAACCUGUUUAUUGGUGUCAUCAUAGAUAAUUUCAACCAGCAGAAAAAGAAGUUUGGAGGUCAAGACAUCUUUAUGACAGAAGAACAGAAGAAAUACUAUAAUGCAAUGAAAAAAUUAGGAUCGAAAAAACCGCAAAAGCCUAUACCUCGACCAGGAAACAAAUUUCAAGGAAUGGUCUUUGACUUCGUAACCAGACAAGUUUUUGACAUAAGCAUCAUGAUUCUCAUCUGUCUUAACAUGGUCACAAUGAUGGUGGAAACAGAUGACCAGAGUGAAUAUGUGACUACCAUUUUGUCGCGCAUCAAUCUGGUGUUCAUUGUGCUGUUUACUGGAGAGUGUGUACUGAAACUCAUCUCUCUACGCCAUUAUUAUUUUACCAUUGGAUGGAAUAUUUUUGAUUUUGUGGUUGUCAUUCUCUCCAUUGUAGGUAUGUUUCUUGCCGAGCUGAUAGAAAAGUAUUUCGUGUCCCCUACCCUGUUCCGAGUGAUCCGUCUUGCUAGGAUUGGCCGAAUCCUACGUCUGAUCAAAGGAGCAAAGGGGAUCCGCACGCUGCUCUUUGCUUUGAUGAUGUCCCUUCCUGCAUUGUUUAACAUCGGCCUCCUACUCUUCCUGGUCAUGUUCAUCUACGCCAUCUUUGGGAUGUCCAACUUUGCCUAUGUUAAGAGGGAAGUUGGGAUCGAUGACAUGUUCAACUUUGAGACCUUUGGCAACAGCAUGAUCUGCCUGUUCCAAAUUACAACCUCUGCUGGCUGGGAUGGAUUGCUAGCACCCAUUCUCAACAGUAAGCCACCCGACUGUGACCCUAAUAAAGUUAACCCUGGAAGCUCAGUUAAGGGAGAUUGUGGGAACCCAUCUGUUGGAAUUUUCUUUUUUGUCAGUUACAUCAUCAUAUCCUUCCUGGUUGUGGUGAACAUGUACAUCGCGGUCAUCCUGGAGAACUUCAGUGUUGCUACUGAAGAAAGUGCAGAGCCUCUGAGUGAGGAUGACUUUGAGAUGUUCUAUGAGGUUUGGGAGAAGUUUGAUCCCGAUGCAACUCAGUUCAUGGAAUUUGAAAAAUUAUCUCAGUUUGCAGCUGCGCUUGAACCGCCUCUCAAUCUGCCACAACCAAAUAAACUCCAGCUCAUUGCCAUGGAUUUGCCCAUGGUGAGUGGUGACCGGAUCCACUGUCUUGAUAUCUUAUUUGCUUUUACAAAGCGGGUUCUAGGAGAGAGUGGAGAGAUGGAUGCUCUACGAAUACAGAUGGAAGAGCGAUUCAUGGCUUCCAAUCCUUCCAAGGUCUCCUAUCAGCCAAUCACUACUACUUUAAAACGAAAACAAGAGGAAGUAUCUGCUGUCAUUAUUCAGCGUGCUUACAGACGCCACCUUUUAAAGCGAACUGUAAAACAAGCUUCCUUUACGUACAAUAAAAACAAAAUCAAAGGUGGGGCUAAUCUUCUUAUAAAAGAAGACAUGAUAAUUGACAGAAUAAAUGAAAACUCUAUUACAGAAAAAACUGAUCUGACCAUGUCCACUGCAGCUUGUCCGCCUUCCUAUGACCGGGUGACAAAGCCAAUUGUGGAAAAACAUGAGCAAGAAGGCAAAGAUGAAAAAGCCAAAGGGAAAUAAAUGAAAAUAAAUAAAAAUAAUUGGGUGACAAAUUGUUUACAGCCUGUGAAGGUGAUGUAUUUUUAUCAACAGGACUCCUUUAGGAGGUCAAUGCCAAACUGACUGUUUUUACACAAAUCUCCUUAAGGUCAGUGCCUACAAUAAGACAGUGACCCCUUGUCAGCAAAUUGUGACUCUGUGUAAAGGGGAGAUGACCUUGACAGGAGGUUACUGUUCUCACUACCAGCUGACACUGCUGAAGAUAAGAUACACAAUGGCUAGUCAGACUGUAGGGACCAGUUUCAAGGGGUGCAAACCUGUGAUUUUGGGGUUGUUUAACAUGAAACACUUUAGUGUAGUAAUUGUAUCCACUGUUUGCAUUUCAACUGCCACAUUUGUCACAUUUUUACGGAAUCUGUUAGUGGAUUCAUCUUUUUGUUAAUCCAUGUGUUUAUUAUAUGUGACUAUUUUUGUAAACGAAGUUUCUGUUGAGAAAUAGGCUAAGGACCUCUAUAACAGGUAUGCCACCUGGGGGGUAUGGCAACCACAUGGCCCUCCCAGCUACACAAAGUCGUGGUUUGCAUGAGGGCAUGCUGCACUUAGAGAUCAUGCAUGAGAAAAAGUCACAAGAAAAACAAAUUCUUAAAUUUCACCAUAUUUCUGGGAGGGGUAAUUGGGUGAUAAGUGGAGGUGCUUUGUUGAUCUUGUUUUGCGAAAUCCAGCCCCUAGACCAAGUAGAUUGUUUGUGGGUAGGCCAGUAAAUCUUAGCAGGUGCAAACUUCAUUCAAAUGUCUGGAGUCAUAAAUGUUAUGUUUCUUUUUGUUGUAUUAAAAAAAAAAAAAACCUGAAUAGUGAAUAUUGCCCCUCACCCUCCACCGCCAGAAGACUGAAUUGACCAAAAUUACUCUUUAUAAAUUUCUGCUUUAUCCUGCACUUUGUUUAGCCAUCUUCGGCUCUCAGCAAGGUUGACACUGUAUAUGUUAAUGAAAUGCUAUUUAUUAUGUAAAUAGUCAUUUUACCCUGUGGUGCACGUUUGAGCAAACAAAUAAUGACCUAAGCACAGUAUUUAUUGCAUCAAAUAUGUACCACAAGAAAUGUAGAGUGCAAGCUUUACACAGGUAAUAAAAUGUAUUCUGUACCAUUUAUAGAUAGUUUGGAUGCUAUCAAUGCAUGUUUAUAUUACCAUGCUGCUGUAUCUGGUUUCUCUCACUGCUCAGAAUCUCAUUUAUGAGAAACCAUAUGUCAGUGGUAAAGUCAAGGAAAUUGUUCAACAGAUCUCAUUUAUUUAAGUCAUUAAGCAAUAGUUUGCAGCACUUUAACAGCUUUUUGGUUAUUUUUACAUUUUAAGUGGAUAACAUAUGGUAUAUAGCCAGACUGUACAGACACGUUUAAAAAAACACACUGCUUAACCUGUUAAAAUGUGUUUAGAAUUUUAUAAGCAAAUAUAAAUACUGUAAAAAGUCACUUUAUUUUAUUUUUCAGCAUUAUGUACAUAAAUAUGAAGAGGAAAUUAUCUUCAGGUUGAUAUCACAAUCACUUUUCUUACUUUCUGUCCAUAGUACUUUUUCAUGAAAGAAAUUUGCUAAAUAAGACAUGAAAACAAGACUGGGUAGUUGUAGAUUUCUGCUUUUUUAAUUACAUUUGCUAAUUUUAGAUUAUUUCACAAUUUUAAGGAGCAAAAUAGGUUCACGAUUCAUAUCCAAAUUAUGCUUUGCAAUUGGAAAAGGGUUUAAAAUUUUAUUUAUAUUUCUGGUAGUACCUGUACUAACUGAAUUGAAGGUAGUGCUUAUGUUAUUUUUGUUCUUUUUUUCUGACUUCGGUUUAUGUUUUCAUUUCUUUGGAGUAAUGCUGCUCUAGAUUGUUCUAAAUAUAAUGUGGGCUUCAUAAUUUUUUUUUCCACAAAAACAGAGUAGUCAACUUAUAUAGUCAAUUACAUCAGGACAUUUUGUGUUUCUUACAGAAGCAAACCAUAGGCUCCUCUUUUCCUUAAAACUACUUAGAUAAACUGUAUUCGUGAACUGCAUGCUGGAAAAUGCUACUAUUAUGCUAAAUAAUGCUAACCAACAUUUAAAAUGUGCAAAACUAAUAAAGAUUACAUUUUUUA